Messenger RNA from Mangifera indica (mango), 1493 nucleotides. RefSeq lists its product as uncharacterized. The record is from RefSeq and is a predicted model, not a curated record. Bases 367 to 1281 code for a protein of 304 amino acids. The transcript is spliced from 3 exons. NCBI's taxonomy places the organism in Eukaryota, Viridiplantae, Streptophyta, Magnoliopsida, Sapindales, Anacardiaceae.
ACUCCUGGAUUGAAGAAGUUAGUUAUGGUGAUGGCGCGGCGCGAAGGGGUGAUGGAGUUGGUUAAAAUAUGGGGAAGAGAGAGAGAUAAACGCCUAUUGCUAUGCCUCACCCAUAAAUAAUUUUUCUCAGUCUUUUACUCUCUCUCCCUGCGUCUGCUCCUAUCCAAUAAUCUCUGCGCUAUCUUCUUCCUUCCUCAUUGCAUCCUCUUCACGCCAACAACCUGCCAAGGACUUUCCCUCUUUUUGUUCUUUCUUUCUUUUUCUCUCCAAUUGGGGCUUCUUGCUCUUCCCUCAUGGCCAGAUUUCUUGUACCUUGAGAUAGUUUUGGACCUUUUGAACCGGAUUUGAAGGCAGACAAUUUGAAUUAUGGAAUCUGGACAUGAGGGUGGAACUUGCAAUGAAUUGAAAGAGAAUCAAAUAGUCAGUUCUCCUAAAGGUAUUGGCUCUUCCUCGUCCUCAUCCUCUUCAAGCAAAGACCUCACUGAUGUAGGUGCUGAUGGCACUCAGUUAGCUUCAGCUAUUAAUGAAGAGGAUUUUGCUACCAGCUUUCAGUCCAGGCUUAAACAACCAAAUGAUGAAUUGAAUAAUGAACUGGCAACAGAAUCUCCUCCAGCGCAGGUGAUGGAGCGAACUGAUGAAGAUGAUAAUGACUCCGCUGAUCCUAAUAGGAUCCCACCUCACGUGUUUGCUAGAACUCAAUCUAAUAAUCCAGCAGAAUGGAGUAUUGCUUCAAACGAAUCCUUGUUUAGCAUUCACAUGGGGAAUAUGAGUUUCACUAGAGAUCAAUUAAGCUGGAUGGGAAAAUCUGGUGAACUUGGUUCAGCCGGUGACAUUCAGUGGUCAGGGCCUUUAAUUGACCUCCCAAGUAUGGAGCCAGCAACACCAACAUCAUAUAAAUCACCUGAGCCUCACAUGAGAACUGGGAGUUUGAACCAGGGGUUAGGAACAACUGAAGCUACAGCGGCUGAACCAGUGAGAGAGGUCAUAAGUGAAAAUGCCAUUGAUCAUACUGAUGAGAAAUUGAAGUUGUCUCUUCCCAAAAAGGAUCCAUGUUCACUUAACCGUGAUUCUAGCACCAAAUCAUUUGCAUUUCCAAUAUUGACAGGGGAUGUUGAAAGAAGUACAUCAUUGAAGGGGAAGAAACGACAACCGUCGCAGCCUGUGUCGCCCAAAGCAUCAGAACCACAGACUCCAGUAGCAACACAGAGCCCUAAAGCAAACAACAAAACUGCAGGUAAGGCUAAAUGGUGUUCAUGCUUCUCUCGUUGCUCAAUGUGCUAAGGAGGGACAUUAGGAGACCCCUGGAUGUAUAUUCUCUGUCCUGAACAGAACUGAGUCCUGUCUGAUAACAGUUCUUUAAUUUUUUCCCCUUAAUUUUGUUUUGUAGCUUUGCAGUUAAUUAAUCUCUUCUCUUGUUGAUUAGCACAUCCCAUCUGAUACAUGCUCUAUUCUUUGCAUUUCACAACAUUAAUGUACACAAAAUUUUGAUCCAA